UUUUACAGUAUGAUAGUAGGUAACCGCGCGUGAACCCAACCGAUGCGAUUUGUUUUGAUAAAAUAAGAUGAUGCUGUGAGGCAGAACGCGUGACGAGAGACUUGGAUUUCGAAUAAAUUCAUUUUUUCUUGUUACUAGAAAGAAUAUCGCUAUUUUUUAACUAGAUAAAGAUCCAAAAGUGCCUUUGUGACUUCAAACACAUCAGAAAUGUAUAAUCAUCUUUUAUUGCUGUGUCUGCUGCUGCUGAGAUUGGACGGGAGCGCAGGCAGCGAGACGGUGGAGCAGCGUCUGCGGCUACACCUGCUACACACCUACGACCGCUCCAGCCUGCCUCCUAACAUCACGAGCGUGGCUGUGCGCUUCACUGUCAUGCACGUCAAUAUGGUGGAAGCGGAGGAAGUGAUGGAGCUCGACGCUUGGAUUAUGAUGAGUUGGAUGGACUCGCGCCUAACGUGGAGCGAGAUCACGGCCUCUCACGUCCAAAAAUUGGCUUUCGAACCUGAGAAAGUUUGGCAUCCUGACAUCGUCCUCUUCAACAACGCGGAGCCAUGGAAGACGGGCACUCGACCCAACACGCUCCUACUAGCAUACCCCAGCGGCGAGAUAUUAUACGUGUACCCCACACGGCUGCGUGUGCCCUGCGUAGCUGACCUCACGUACUGGCCUUACGACAUCCACAACUGCUCGGCAAAGUACGGCUCAUGGGUGCACGACGGCUACGCCUUCGACCUCGAACUCCACGACGACACUCCAGAGGUGGAGAUCGACCUGGUGAAGUCGUUCCAAGAAGAGCGCAACCUGACCCGAGGGCAGUGGACGGUGCUGGGCUCCAGUCUGCAGAAGUCGACGAUGUUCUACUCGUGCUGCGUCGAGCCUUACCCUCACAUCACCCUACGCAUGCUAGUACAACGCAACGCACCUGCGUUCGCAUACACUCUGCAGAUGCCCGCCAUAGCGCUGAGUCUGGUGACGGGGGUGGUGUUUGUCCUCCCCCCGGGGGCGCUGGAGAAGGCGCUGCUGGGGGGCCUGUGCCUCCUGCUGCAGCUACACUUCCUGGCCUACACUGCCGCCUUCAUCCCCCACUCCCCAUCACACACCCCUAUCCUGGUUCGUUUCGUGAGCGAGCAGCUCGUGCUGACUGCCGUGGUGGUGGUGAUGACGGCGGUGGUGAUCAGGCUGGUGCGGGACCCCCACCCACAAGGCCUGCCCCACGCGGGACAGCGGGUGCUCGCUGUGCUCGCCGCCUGCUUCUGCCUCGGCAACUACAGGCGCAUGGCCUCCAAGUCAGAACUUUCGCCGUACCCCCACGGGCUGAAGGGGGAGGACCUCGAGCUCGGGGAGGGUCGAGACUUUAUAGGACGCAGCUACCCCAACGGCACAAUUGCGAGCUCGCCGUCCUCCGGCAACAACAACACAAACGAGUCACGUAGGGCGCCCCUGGACUACCUCCUGCUAGGGGCGGUGGUGGACAGGGUGUGUCUGCUGCUCUACGUUCUGGUGCUGGCCAGUUUCUUCAUCUCAUUUAAAGCGGUGCUUUUCUGGUGAUACCGAAUGUCCUGGAAAUCUCAUUCAAAAUUUUCAUUUCUGUUCUUAUGUUUGAAUUUAAUGAUGAAGUUAUCAUUUCUGCAUGUGUUAAAUUCGCUGGAUAAAAGUCACUUAACUUUCGUACAUCGAGUAAGGUGCCUCUCGAAUAACUUUUAUUUUAUGCAAAUACGUCACAUAUGUUGAAGUUUGUUAUUAGUGCAAAUUUUGUUCUUUUAAAAAUAUCAAUGCAUCUGAAUGUUGAAAAAAUUCUCGUUGUGAAUUCAGAAAGAAGUUUCAUUGAAUUUCGAAAGUUUUCCAGCCAAUAUAAGUUUUCGUAUAUAGCCAUUAACAAAAAAUGUUAUAUUAUGGUGCCUAGAAUUAUCAUCAUCUUUCGGUGCAGGUAAUAGGAUUUUCUCGUGCUCAUUAAAAAAGAUACAUAGAUGUUGCUUAGAAUUACCUUUACUCGAUGCAGCAAAUAAGAUUUUUUCGAAUGCAUUAAGAAAAUUGAAGAAGAUGGUGCAUAGAAAUAUUGAAGUGCUGCUCUAUUCUAGAAAUAACGCGAGUCUGGAUAAUGAGAAAGAGUAAAUCAAACUGCAUUAAUACUAAAAAUUACAUCGCCCGUGUUAUUUUGCGCCCGUGUGUUCACUGAGUGUGCAGUGGGGACCAAAGGUUGGAAUGAUUUGUUGGUCGCCACAGCUUAGUAAAUUCUGAAAGGCGCGUUUUUUUAACGGAAAAUUUUAACAAUCAUUUCAUAUGUUUCGACUUUCACUUUGCUAUUCUUUGAAAUUCUAACGUAAUAUUUUGCCCUUGGGACAUGAUUAGUUUCAUUCUUUUUCAGCGAAGAGAUAAUAAAUACCCAUUACAUUUCUAAGGGAUUAUUUUUCAAUAUAAAUAUACCUCGUAUAUUUUUUACGAGUAACAUUCAGGCUAAAUUCAUUUUCAGUCAAUAGCGUUAAUCAAAAUGGUCAUUAGACCCUAUCAGUCAUGAGGAUUAAAUUCGGAGGAGAACGUUUUUCAUUGUUAUAUUAUACGCUCCGAAGGCCAUAAAUUCAGUACAAAUACGCUGACUGGUCAGCAAGUCAGUGAUAAUUAGCUGAAUUUUUUUAUAGUAACUGUUUAGAUUUUACAAUAAUAUUCUGGUGCCAAUUUUAUAAGAAUAAAGGAUAGUUCGCUUGCUGGUUUCGGUCGCGAUGUCAACUUCAUAAAAAAACUACGAGCACAUUCAUAAACUAUGAGCACGUUCAUAAACUAUGAGCACAUUCAUAAACUAUGAGCACAUUCAUAAACUAUGAGCACAUUCAUAAACUAUGAGCACAUUCAUAAACUAUGAGCACAUU
This is a messenger RNA of Hyalella azteca, 2861 nucleotides long. Its product is annotated as acetylcholine receptor subunit alpha-type acr-16. Gene Ontology annotation, cellular component: synapse; membrane; neuron projection. Gene Ontology annotation, biological process: monoatomic ion transmembrane transport; regulation of membrane potential; signal transduction. The record is from RefSeq and is a predicted model, not a curated record. Gene Ontology annotation, molecular function: neurotransmitter receptor activity; transmembrane signaling receptor activity; extracellular ligand-gated monoatomic ion channel activity. The transcript is spliced from 10 exons. The coding region runs from base 208 to 1545 and encodes 445 amino acids. Lineage: Eukaryota; Metazoa; Arthropoda; Malacostraca; Amphipoda; Hyalellidae.